AUUGGACGUCGUACUGUAGGGGGAAGUGUGUUGCAUAAUCCCACCGGGGAUGAAAGCUUAGUGUGUGCUUGUGUGAGUGAGAGAGGUAACAGAACAGAGGGAGAGAGAGAGAGAGAGAGACAGAGAGAGAGAGAGAGAGAGAGACAGAGAGAAAAAGAGGGAGGUAGCAGAGGGAGUAGUAAUAGCCUGGGCCUUGGACACUGACUCUCACUGACACUAUACCGCAACAGCCUGCUUCAGUCACUUCUGGUCUGUGCGUUUGUGUUUGUGUGUGUGUGUGUGUGAGAGAUAGAGAGAGAGAGAGAGAGGCAGACUGCUUGAGCCUGCAUUCACUCGUGCAGGAGUGUGUGUUGCGUGUGUGACCGGCACAGUGUGUGUGUGUGUGUGUGAGAGAGAGAGAAAGUGUGUGUCAUCAAACAGAUUUCUUACGCAGUGGGCAUCCAGCAGUCCCAGCAUCCCGUCGGCUCUGCUCGCCUUGUCCUAUCAGAUCGCAGCGCCACAGCAAGCGGACCACGCGACCACAUUCCAGGCUGCUCAUUUGUUUACGUGUGAGCAUCUGUCAGCCGGACUCCACGCUCCCUCCGCUACAGCAGCCUGACCUGCCACAGGAUGCUCCAGUAUUUAGGGGCGCUGAGGGGAGGCCUGGGGGUCCUUGCCGUGAGGCGCGCGUGUUUAUUCCCUCGCUCGUGCCACUCCUCCUCCAACCGUAAUGUGGAAUACAAGCCAAUCAAGAAAGUCAUGGUGGCUAACAGAGGUGAGAUAGCCAUCCGUGUGUUCCGGGCGUGCACGGAGCUGGGCAUCCGGACCGUGGCCGUGUACUCGGAGCAGGACACGGGGCAGAUGCACCGGCAGAAGGCAGACGAGUCCUACCUGAUCGGCAAAGGCCUGGCCCCCGUCGCCGCCUACCUCCACAUCCCAGAUAUCAUCAAAGUGGCCAAGGAGAAUAACAUUGAUGCCAUCCACCCUGGCUAUGGCUUCCUGUCGGAGCGGUCGGACUUCGCCCAGGCGUGUGUGGACGCCGGGGUGCGCUUCAUCGGACCCUCCCCAGAGGUGGUGCGCAAGAUGGGGGACAAGGUGGAGGCCCGAGCCCUGGCCAUCCAAGCUGGUGUGCCCGUGGUGCCCGGUACGAAUGCCCCCAUCGCCUCGAUGAAAGAGGCGGAGGAGUUUGCCAAGACCUAUGGCUUUCCCAUCAUCUUUAAAGCAGCGUAUGGAGGAGGGGGCCGCGGCAUGAGAGUGGUCCGCGAGUAUGAGGAACUUGAAGAGAACUACAGCAGGGCCCAUUCUGAAGCCCUGGCGGCCUUUGGCAAUGGGGCUCUGUUCGUGGAGAAGUUCAUUGAGAAACCAAGACACAUCGAAGUGCAGAUUCUAGGUGAUAAGUAUGGGAAUGUGAUCCACCUGUAUGAGAGGGACUGCUCCAUCCAGAGGCGCCAUCAGAAGGUGGUGGAGAUCGCCCCCGCAGCUCAGCUGGACCCACAGCUCAGGGACAGACUGACAGCCGACGCCGUCAGCCUGGCCAGACAGGUGGGCUAUGAGAAUGCCGGGACCGUGGAGUUCUUGGUGGACAAACAGGGCAAGCACUACUUCAUUGAGGUCAACUCCCGCCUCCAGGUGGAGCACACCGUCACCGAGGAGAUCACUGAUGUGGACCUGGUGCAUGCUCAGAUCCGUGUGUGUGAGGGCCGCAGUCUGCCAGAGUUGGGCCUGAAGCAGGACAAGAUCCGCAUCAACGGCUGCGCCAUCCAGUGCCGUGUCACCACCGAAGAUCCCGGCCGCGGCUUCCAGCCCGACACCGGACGCCUCGAGGUAUUGACGGAGACAGAUUUCCGAGGCGAGCCCUCUUGUCAGCCCGGCGAGCUCCGGGGGCGGUGCCACACUGUGUUGGGAUGA
Molecule: messenger RNA, 1887 nt
Organism: Clupea harengus (Atlantic herring)
Lineage: Eukaryota; Metazoa; Chordata; Actinopteri; Clupeiformes; Clupeidae
Gene: pcxb
Product: pyruvate carboxylase, mitochondrial-like
Exons: 10
Coding region: 610-1887 (425 amino acids)
Biological process (GO): pyruvate metabolic process; gluconeogenesis
Cellular component (GO): cytoplasm
Molecular function (GO): ATP binding; pyruvate carboxylase activity; metal ion binding
Source: RefSeq, a predicted model, not a curated record